GGAGCGCCGGUGGAACAAGAGACUUUAGAGAAACGGGCUGAAGGGGUGUGCCUCUCUACAACUAUAUCUAUUUUUUGCUACCUAAACCUAAAAUAAUUGAACGCCUGGCACUUUCCACAACUUUGUUUUAACCGAAAAUUUCAUUUUUUUUUAUUUGAAAUAUUUUUGUCGCUCUUUUCCAACCGGGUUAAAUCCCACCUUGUGGACUUUUUUUGUGUGAUUUAACUUAAAGGAUAAACACAAUGGCGGAGACGUCAAGUGCUCCAUCUAAAGCCAAAAAGACAGCCAAGGCUAAAAAGCCCGCUUCUCAUCCCAAAUACUCGGACAUGAUCAAAGCGGCUAUUGUCCACGACGCGAGCCGGAGCGGAGCGUCCCGCCAGUCCAUCCAGAAGUACGUGAGGAAGAACUACAAAGUGGGCGACAACGCCGACGUCCAGAUCAAAAUGGCCCUAAAACGGCUGGUGGCUUCUGGGAUGCUGCGCCACACCAAAGGUAUCGGAGCGUCCGGCUCCUUCCGGCUGACCAAACCGGAGGACGCCAAAAAGUCCAGCAGCAAGGCAGCUGCGCCCGCCAAACCCAAGAAAGUAGCAAAACCCAAGGCGGCCAAGAAGGCGGCCAAGCCCAAGAAGGUGUCCAAGACCCCGGAGAAGCCCAAGAAGGCACCUGCGAAGAAAGUCAAAAAGGUUGCCAAGAAGGCGUCUCCGGUGAAAGCGAAGAAAGCUCCGGCGAAGAAGCCCAAGGCAGCCAAAGCCAAGGCAAAGCCAGCGAAGAAAGCAGCCAAACCCAAGGCAAAGACACCCAAGAAGGCAGCAAAGACGUCCAAAAAGAAGUAGACGGACAAUACAGCCGGCGAUGUAAAUAUUUAAGGAAAUGUUUUCGUAAAUGUCUUAUUUUUGUAAGGUUUCAUUCAGACACAAGGUGUUUUUAACCUGUUUUUAUUAUAGCAUUCAGAAGCUGUAGAAAUUGUGAGCAUUUCUAUUUUUUAUUUGAACAUCGUCCAUUUCCGCCUGAUCCUUAAACUAUUUCCACGGGGGGUCUUGCUGAAAUCACGCGUUUGUACAGCUGAGGUAAUGACUGUUGUCAGUAUACUUUAACAAAAAAACUUAAUGUUUUAACGGUGACAAGGUGAAGAUGAGUUCCAUGAAGGCACCACAGCUCUUAUUUUACCCAGUUAUAUUUGUCUUGAAGAAUCAUAUUGUGUUUAGCGACAGACUGUUCAUAAACGCAUCCAAUAAACCUUUGUCACAUUUUGAAAGUGCUUUAACUUAUUGUGCACUUAAAAACACUGUAUAUACAAAGGGAAAAUAAAAGUGACUCUUCAAACAUUCAA
Molecule: messenger RNA, 1330 nt
Organism: Oryzias latipes (Japanese medaka)
Lineage: Eukaryota; Metazoa; Chordata; Actinopteri; Beloniformes; Adrianichthyidae
Gene: h1-0
Product: H1.0 linker histone
Biological process (GO): negative regulation of DNA recombination; chromosome condensation; nucleosome assembly
Cellular component (GO): nucleosome; nucleus
Molecular function (GO): double-stranded DNA binding; nucleosomal DNA binding; structural constituent of chromatin
Source: RefSeq, a predicted model, not a curated record